Condylura cristata (star-nosed mole) is the source of this 1505-nucleotide messenger RNA. RefSeq names its product tripartite motif-containing protein 6. Gene Ontology annotation, molecular function: protein binding; zinc ion binding. The record is from RefSeq and is a predicted model, not a curated record. The transcript has 7 exons. Bases 45 to 1505 code for a protein of 486 amino acids. Lineage: Eukaryota; Metazoa; Chordata; Mammalia; Eulipotyphla; Talpidae.
UUAGAAGUCAGGGCUGGACAAAAAGGAAUCAGGAAGGGACUACGAUGACAUCAGCAGUACUGGUAGACAUCCAGGAGGAGGUGACCUGCCCCAUCUGCCUGGAGCUCCUGUCAGAACCCCUGAGCAUAGACUGUGGCCACAGCUUCUGCCAAGCCUGCAUCACAGCCAAUAACAAGGAAUCGGUAAUCACCCAAGAAGGGGUGAGCAGCUGCCCGGUAUGCAAAAUUACCUACCAGCUUGGGAACCUCCGCCCUAAUCGGCACCUGGCCAACAUAGCAGAGAGACUCAGAGAGGUGGUGCUGGGCUCCGGGAGGCAGCUGAUGGCGAUUCUCUGUGAGCUCCAUGGUGAGAAACUCCAGCUGUUCUGCAAGGAGGACGGGAAGGUCAUUUGCUGGCUCUGCGAGCGGUCUCAAGAGCACCGUGGUCACCAGACAUUCCUCAUGGAGGAGGUUGCCCAGGAGUACCAGGAAAAGUUUCGGGAAUCUCUGAGGAAGCUGAGGCAAGAGCAGCAGGAAUUGGAGAAACUUAACACUGUUAUUAGAAAGAAGAGAGUAUCUUGGAAGAAUCAGGUGGAACCAGAGAGACACAGAAUCCAGAAAGAAUUUCGUAAGUUGAGAAGCAUCCUGGACAAAGAGGAACAGCGGCAACUGAAAAAACUAGAAGAAGAAGAGAGGAAAGGGUUGAGUAUUAUAGAAAGGGCCGAGGAUGAGCUGGUCCGGCAGAGCCUGUCACUAGGAGAACUGGUCUCAGAUCUGGAGCAACGGUGUCAGGGGUCGACAAUGGAACUGCUGCAGGAUGUGAGUGAUGUCACGAAAAGGAGUGAGGGCUGGACCCUGAAGAAGCCAGAAACUCUGCCCACCAAGCUAAAGAGUGGAUUUCGAGCCCCAGACCUGAAAAAGAUGCUGCGAGUGUUUAGAGAGUUGACAGACGUUCAGAGCUACUGGGUGGACGUAACUCUGAAUCCACACACAGCUACUCUAAAUCUUGUGCUGUCUAAAAACCGGAGGCAGGUGAGAUACGUGGGUGGUGAGUUGUCGGGGUCUCCCCUUGAAGAGCAUUAUGAAUGCAGCAUCCUUGGCACUCAGCACUUCUCCUCGGGAAAGCGUUACUGGGAAGUUGACGUGGCCAAGAAGACAGACUGGAUCUUAGGGGUGUGCAGUCACUCGGAGGGACCGUUCUCUUUCAGCCAGUUUGUGCACAACCGAAACACUUACUCCAGGUACCAACCUCAGAGUGGGUACUGGGUGAUCGGGUUACAUCAUAAACAUGAAUACCGAGCCUAUGAGGACUCCUCCACUUCCCUGCUCCUCUCCAUGACAGUGCCCCCUCGCCGUGUGGGGGUGUUUUUAGACUAUGAGGCUGGCACUGUCUCCUUUUAUAAUGUCACUAAUAAUGGUUUCCCUAUCUACACCUUCUCUAAAUAUUACUUUCCUACCUCCCUUUGUCCAUAUUUUAAUCCUUGCAACUGUGUAGUCCCCAUGACCCUGCGUCGCCCAAGCUCUUGA